Microthlaspi erraticum is the source of this 1104-nucleotide messenger RNA. The record is from the annotation of a GenBank genome assembly. NCBI's taxonomy places the organism in Eukaryota, Viridiplantae, Streptophyta, Magnoliopsida, Brassicales, Brassicaceae.
AUGGAGGUGGAGAAACUUCCGUGGGAGUUAGAGGUAGAGAUACUAUCUCGUGUUCCACCUUUAUCUCUUGUCCGAUUUAGAACCGUCUGCAAACGGUGGCAGACUCUUUUCAACGACAAGAUGUUUAUAAACAACCACUUGGCUCAUUCCCGUCCACAAUUCAUCUUAUGCACAAAAUCUCAGAUUUAUUCGGCAUGCAUCCACGAUCUCGAUGGAAACGAUCCAUCGAUAAAGAUGCGUAAGCUAGUCCUUGACUAUCCAAAUUUUAUGUUGCCGAAAAAAAUUGUUUAUUGCGACGGGUUCUUGCUUUGUAUAUCAGACCAAGGGGUGGCUGUUUGGAACCCUUGGUUGAGACAGACUAGAUGGUUAGACUACCAUGAAAGUUGUGGUAUUAGAAAAUAUGGCAUAUUAUACGACAUUAAGAGCAAUGGUUAUAAGAUCCUUAGGUACGUUAUUGAUUUGGAUGCGUGUCUAGCCAACCGGAAAAUACAGAUCUAUGAAAUUGCAUCUAAUGCAUGGAAAGUUGUUAAUGUUGAAGACACUCUUAAGGAAAACCUAAUUUACUUAAGUAAUUCAGUAUCUUUGAAUGGAACUUUGUAUUACAUUGCUUUUACUUACGAAGACUCUUGUUGGUAUUCCAUCCGGCGCUUCACUUGUGCUACGGAGAAAUUUGACACACUAUGUCGUCUGCCGUGCAAAAAUGUUCGAGAAAAUACUAGAGUCCUCGCACUUUUCAAGAGAGACCGACUAUCAGUAUUAGAGCAAUGUGAUGCAACUAAUGAAAUCGUGGUUUGGGUGACAAAAGAGAAUAUUAAAAACGAGGAUGACGAGGCUGUGCUGUGGGUGAAGUUCAUGACCGUCUCAAUAAGUAUCCCAAAAUUGUAUCACAAAAAUUAUAAUUUUAUCUGUGACCCAUGUUACUUCAUCGACGACACCGACGAUAAGAGGCUCGUGGUGUGUUUUGGGGACCAAUUUGGACAAGCUUGUAUCUACAUCGUGAAGGGACAUGAGUUGAAAAAAAUCAAAAUAGAUCCUAUGGUUGAAUCUUUGACUAAUGUUUGCGCCUAUAUCCCUAGCCUGGUCCCUAUUUUAGGACAAAUUUAA